Molecule: messenger RNA, 444 nt
Organism: Histoplasma capsulatum G186AR
Lineage: Eukaryota; Fungi; Ascomycota; Eurotiomycetes; Onygenales; Ajellomycetaceae
Exons: 2
Coding region: 1-444 (147 amino acids)
Source: RefSeq, a predicted model, not a curated record
AUGUCAACUUGCCGAAGGCCCAGGUUAUCAAUCAGCAUCGAGCGGAAUCUGUGCUUGCCAGCGACGAUCCACCGCUGCACCCAAGCUCCAAGUUUUCGCGCAUGCUGUCCGCGUGCAAGGCAACUCGAGAGAAUGGCGUCAUGGCUGCUCUUGGGCCCUGCAGAUGAGGCACCUAAAUGGCUGGCGGAGGUUGCGCUGACGCCUUGGCAGGACAAGCCUACUCGCGCCGUUGCAGCCGCGGAGGAGGGACAUCUCCGUCGUUUGGUGUACCCAGUUAUGCAUAGCGAUGCACACAGGACUAUCACUGUCGCUGGCGCAGACCGGGGAAUGCAAGUGUCGCCCUUGUCAUCUGAUGGAGAUGUUGAAACUGAUGCGGUCAUCAUGCAUCUGCUAGAGUUGGCCCUGGUCGAAUUGCUCGAUAUUCAUUCGCUUGUGUCGGGAUGA